AUGUCGCUCGUCACUGAGAUUGUGUCACGCUUAGACAUCAAUAUCGAUCGACAUCAUUCACAUGCCAUCGAAAAAGUCAACUUGAAUACCCUGAACGAAUUAGCCCCGCAUGGCCAGAAGAUACGAAGUCUUCAAACUACAGCGCGAGCCUUGUCAGUGGACAAUCAUGGGCUGCUCUCUCGGCGCACUUUAUUGCGGCUCCUGAGUCAAGCUCGUACUGACAACUUGUUCUCGUCCCAACAUGAAGAUGGUACUCUCAAGGGGGAAACUUUCGACGAACGGUCUUGGUUCUUGGUUGCCAAAUUUACCACACAGACAUUGGGUACUGUCAUUGGCAUCUUGCUCGAGCAGUCAUCCCUGCUUGGUGCUGAAAUUGAUUAUUGGAACGACGUCCUCGGUUCAAGUGUACACACUGGGUAUUACACCAUCCAAACGGCACCCUCGAGGAUAUGGGAGUGGAUGUGGGAAGUCAUUUCGAAUCUGAAGAGGGCAUCUGCACACGAGAAUUUGACUUCUUUGAGUUCAAUUAAUAGCGAUUGGAGACGUUUCUACCAGCUCGUCCAAAGCAAUAUCCGACAGGGCCUAUUAAAAAACACCAGAAAUACGCUGUCAUCGCCACUUACCCGCUGCAGAUUGCAUAUAAGACAAAACCGCCAAGCUCUAGAAAAGCUCAAGGAUCUGAACGCUAGUGCUAUUGGGAUUCUGCUUGAAGAAUGUCUAACAUUCGCCUGCAAUGAACCACCACCACACACUGACCAAGUAAAAUUCAAUCUGGAUAGGUCUCAUGGAUUAUACAAAACUGUUUUAUUGAUGGAAAAUACUCUUCGAGACCUUUCACAACCCUUAGAGUCGUCCAAGAAUUUUGAAGAAAACAUUUUUCUCGCAACCGACAACGGAUUUCAGGAGAAGCAGCGCUUGCCGUUUGAAGAGCAAUCUGUAGUGGCUGGUGAUGUCGUGGAGAGGUUACUAUACGUGUUGAAGGAUUGUAUCACAGGCAGCCUUGCUUACAAUAAAAGAUAUAUCUGCAAACACGGUCGUCCAUCUAUGCUCUCCCGUUAUUGGUUUCCAACUGCCAUCACGUUGAUGUCACUGAGUACCUCUCUCCGCGUUCUCACAAAUCGCCGAGCCGAGCUACUAGAAUGGGCCUCUGAAUUCGGGGCGACUGUCGUCGACUUCUGGAGAAACUGGGUUUUGCAGCCUGUGGGCAAGCUCAUUGGGACUAUUCGGCACGAUGAGCAAAGCGAAAUUGCGAUUAUGAGUCGAACCAGCCUGGAGGCGGACAGGCAAAGUCUUGAAAGGAUGGUAAUCGAUUUUGUAUCUGACAACAGCUCUCGAAGUCAGAGCGGAAGCCUGCAGCCAGACAUUUCAACUAUCACGGCACAGGUUAGAGAGGGCGACCUUACCCCUGUUUUAAAAUCUUAUGAACGAGAUCUGCGUAAGCCCUUUAUGGGAACGGUUCGGGGUGACCUUGUUCGUGCUCUUCUCAUUCAAAUACAAAAGACGAAAGUGGAUGUGGAAAUAGCUAUGGGGGGUAUUGAUGCCUUGCUCAAGAGCCAGGAACUUGUUUUUGGAUUUAUCGGCCUGACUCCAGGACUGUUGAUAACAUACAGUGGUGUUCGGUGGGUUGCCAGCCUCUUCGAUAGUAGGAAGGGCUUCAGAGUGGGUGUUAAAAAACAACAAUUUAGGAAUUCUGUGCGAAAUAUUGAUCGUAUUCUUGGUGCAUACCCUACCGAUCCCGAUAGUGUUCUAUCUUAUCGGGAUUAUGGACUUUGCAUUUACGAAGCCCAGAUCCUGAAACGAAGGGCUCAAUACACUAUACCCACAUCGUUUCUGCCCAUCUUCAAACAGGAUUUGACGGACCUCACAGAUCUGAGCCAGGGCGUGAGGAGACAACGAAAUGCUCUUCACCGCAUCCAAUGGACCUACUCCAAAUGGAUCUGA
Messenger RNA from Talaromyces marneffei, 1941 nucleotides. RefSeq lists its product as uncharacterized. Bases 1 to 1941 code for a protein of 646 amino acids. Lineage: Eukaryota; Fungi; Ascomycota; Eurotiomycetes; Eurotiales; Trichocomaceae. The record is from RefSeq and is a predicted model, not a curated record. The transcript has 4 exons. Gene Ontology annotation, cellular component: mitochondrial outer membrane.